Camelina sativa (false flax) is the source of this 2360-nucleotide messenger RNA. RefSeq names its product cellulose synthase-like protein G3. NCBI's taxonomy places the organism in Eukaryota, Viridiplantae, Streptophyta, Magnoliopsida, Brassicales, Brassicaceae. Gene Ontology annotation, biological process: cellulose biosynthetic process. Gene Ontology annotation, molecular function: cellulose synthase (UDP-forming) activity. The record is from RefSeq and is a predicted model, not a curated record. Gene Ontology annotation, cellular component: membrane.
AUGGAGCGUCGUCAUAGAGAACACGCGGUCGACGGCAGAACUCUCCACACGUGUCAUCCUUGCCGGCGCACCGUUCCAUACAGAAUCUACGCCGUAGUUCAUACGUGUGGUAUCGUAGCCCUCAUGUACCAUCAUGUACACUCACUUCUCACAGCAAACACACCUCUAAUAAUUACAUGUCUUCUUCUCCUCUCCGACAUCGUUCUCACCUUCAUGUGGGCCACUGCAACGUGCCUCCGGUUCAACCCGGUUCACCGGACCGAGUACCCUGAGAACUAUGCAGCUCAACCGGAGGACUUUCCAAAGCUGGACGUGUUCAUAUGCACGGCUGAUCCGUACAAGGAGCCUCCCAUUAUGGUGGUCAACACAGCCUUAUCGGUGAUGGCCUACGAUUAUCCGUCCGAUAAGAUCUCAGUCUACGUAUCGGACGAUGGAGGAUCUUCGUUAACUUUGUUUGCUCUUAUGGAGGCUGCUAAGUUCUCUAAGCAUUGGCUGCCCUUUUGCAAGAAUAACAAUGUUCAAGAUCGGUCCCCUGAAGUUUAUUUCUCAUCAAAGUCACAUUCGUGGAGUGAUGAAGCUGAGAAACUUAAGUUGAUGUACGAAGAUAUGAAGAGUCGAGUAGAACAUGUGGUAGAGAGUGGAAAAGUUGAAACAGCGUUUAUCACAGCCGAUCAGUUUCGUGGAAUAUUUGAUUUGUGGACCGAAAAAUUCACUCGUCAUGACCAUCCCACUGUAAUUCAGGUGCUACAAAAUAGCGUGACUGAUAUGGAUGAUACCAAAACAUAUAUAAUGCCAAACCUAAUUUAUGUUUCAAGAGAGAAGAGUAAGGUUUCACCACAUCAUUUCAAAGCCGGUGCUCUUAAUACCUUGCUACGAGUGUCUGGAGUGAUGACGAAUUCACCUAUCAUUCUAACACUAGACUGUGAUAUGUACUCGAACAAUCCUGUAGCACCAACUCAUGCCUUGUGCUACUUAACCGAUCCUGAAAUCAAAACCGGUUUAGGGUUUGUGCAGUUUCCUCAAAAAUUUCAAGGAGUAAGCAAGAAUGAUAUCUAUGCAUGCGUGUACAAGCGUCUUUUUGAUAUCAAUUCGAUUGGGUUUGAUGGUCUAAUGGGUCCGAAUCAUGUGGGAACUGGCUGUUUCUUCAACCGACGUGUUUUUUAUGGGGGUCCAUCUAAUCUGAUUUUGCCUGAGAUAGAUGAACUUAAGCCCGAUCGUAUUGCCAAAAAGUCCAUCAAGGCUCAAGAUGUUUUGGCAUUGGCACACAAUGUAGCCGGAUGUGUCUACGAGCACAACACCAAUUGGGGCACCAAAAUUGGAUUUAGAUAUGGGUCUUUAGUAGAAGACUACUACACAGGGUAUAGACUCCACUGUAAAGGAUGGAGAUCAGCUUUUUGCAGUCCUAAAAGAGCAGCAUUUUGUGGAGAUGUCCCAAAAAGUCUAAUUGAUGUAGUGAGCCAACAAAAAAGAUGGGCAAUUGGGCUUCUUGAAGUUGUCUUCUCAAGGUAUUGCCCCAUUAUCUAUGGUGUCAAAUCAAUGGGUCUAUUAAUGGGAGUAGGCUAUUGUCAAUAUGCAUUUUGGGCAUUUUGGUCGCUUCCUGUUAUCGUCUAUGGAUUCUUGCCCCAACUAGCCCUCCUAUAUGGAGUUAGCGUUUUCCCCAAGUCAUCAGAUCCAUGGUUUUGGCUUUACAUCGUCUUGUUCCUCGGUGCAUAUGCGCACGAUCUACUAGACUUCGUGUUAGAAGGAGGAAAUUAUGGUGGAUGGUGGAACGAUCAAAGAAUGUGGUCGAUAAGAGGAUUCUCCUCGUUCUUAUUUGGCUUCAUAGAGUUCACUCUUAAAACCCUAAACCUCUCCACGAAUGGAUUUAACCUCACAAGCAAAACCAACGAUGAUGAAGAACAGAGUAAGAGGUAUGAGCAAGAGAUCUUUGAUUUUGGCCCUUCCCCCAUGUUCUUGCCCAUGACUACGGCCGCGAUCGUGAAUCUCCUUGCUCUGGUCUGGGGACUUUAUGGUCUUCUCGCUUGGGGACAAGGGGUCGUACUUGAAUUGAUGCUGGCGAGCUUCGCAGUGGUGAAUUGCUUACCAAUCUAUGAGGCUAUGAUGUUGAGGAAAGAUGAAGGAAAAUUACCAAAAAGGAUUUGUUUCUUAGCUGGGAUCCUCACAUUUGUUCUUAUUGUAUUAGGUUUCUUCUUCCUCAAGUAACUGCACCCAUUAGGGUUCAGUAGUUUCAUAUAUAAUAAAUCAAUAAUAUUGCGUCUGGAUUGUGGUAAAUUAGGAGGAAUAGUGUCACAAAUCUAUGCAAUUUGAUGUAAUAUGCUCUCAGCCUCUCACCUCAAUGUAGAACGUACAUAAAUUUGAUA